UAAAAAUCUCAAAUGAUGGAAAUUCCUGUCUGAGUAGAAGAAUUCAUUUGUUUGUUUAUCGCUCUCGAAAGUAGAAAUGGUUGCCUUUGUGGACGGACACCUCUAACCAUCCCCCCCCAAUGUUUGGCGCCCUUUGUUACACGCCACGAAUCACCUCUCUCUCUCUCUCUCUCUCUCUCUCUCUCUCUCUCUACCUACACAGACACACGUAAACCGUCUUCUCGUCUGUUCCUUCUCCUCCUUUGACACGAACAGCUCUCUCACACAGCUCAUUACCUCAAUCGCAUUGAUUUCUCUAGUAAUUCAAACCCAACUUUUCAAGCUUCCAUUUUGUUAGAGAAAAGAGAGAAAAAAGGUCGGGUUGGGAAAUGGUGAGCACGAGGCAGGGUCUUCCUCCGUGGGUAAGCGCGGCAGCAUCAUCAUCCAGAGUUGAAAUCGACGGAAACGUCACCUCUGUUUCGGGGACUGAAGAUUCAUCAUCGCAAUCUCAUCAUUCCAAGAAAACCCUUGCCGAUUUUGAUUUGAGUUUCGCAGAGAGGGCCUUCUCUGCUGCCGGUGCCGCCGUCCUCUCGGCCGUCCUCGUCAACCCUCUCGAUGUCGCCAAGACAAGGUUGCAGGCGCAGGCUGCUGGCAUCCCUUGCGAUGAUCUUCGCAGUAUGGCAUGUUUCGAAACAAACACGAUGCUUCCAGAUAUGAGAUGUUCUCCGUCCUGCGCUCGUGCAGUUCUUGGUGCUGAACCAGCAUGUCAUCCGGAUUGUUCACGGUAUACAGGCACAAUGGAUGUCUUCUACAAAGUCGUACGCCAGGAAGGAUUGGCAAGACUUUGGAGAGGCACAAAUGCAAGUUUAGCAUUGGCAGUGCCAACUGUGGCGAUCUACUUGCCUUGUUAUGACAUUUUGCGCAACUAUGCGGAAGAAUUCACUUCAAGGAAUGCUCCAAUCCUUACACCCUAUGUCCCUUUAGUUGCUGGCGCAGUUGCACGGUCUUUCGCUUGUAUCACUUGCUACCCUAUUGAACUUGCCAGAACACGUAUGCAGGCAUUCAAAGAGGCUAAAAAUGGUGUGAAGCCUCCAGGAGUUUGGAAGACUUUGGCUGGGGUCGUCUCCCCUGUCAGGAGCACAAACAACCUUCAAAACUUACAAAGUUACCGCAUCUUGUGGACAGGCCUUGGAGCACAACUUGCACGUGACGUUCCAUUCUCCGUCAUCUGCUGGGCAACCCUUGAGCCUAUGAGGAGAAGAAUAUUGGGUCUAAUGGGUGAUGAGCCCAGUGUGGCCGAUGUACUGGGAGCAAACUUCUGUGCUGGCUUUGUUGCAGGAAGCCUUGCAGCUGCUGCUACAUGUCCUUUAGAUGUUGCCAAAACUAGGCGGCAGAUAGAGAAGGAUCCUAGCCGAGCGUUGAAGAUGACCACAAAACAAACAUUGCUUGAAAUCUGGAGGGAUGGAGGAAUGAGGGGACUAUUUACAGGAGUUGGUCCUCGUGUUGCUCGUGCCGGCCCUUCGGUUGGAAUUGUGGUUUCGUUUUAUGAAGUGGUCAAGUAUGCUAUGUAUAAAAGACGGACAGUCCAAUGAAUUCAGUGAGGACAUGAAUGAUCCUUGUAUCCAGAACCUCUUCAUUUUCCAUUAAAGUUACUAAGGACUUCAGCAAAAAAAAGGUGAAAUUUUUUCUUGGAUGCUGCAGCUCAAGAAGUGGCAGCUGCUUCGAGCAAGAGUUGAUGCAUUCGGCAAUUCGCAAAGUUGAAGCUAAUUACAGCAGGAGCAGGAAGAUGAUUGAUUUAUUGCUUAAGUAGAGAUGAUUCGGCAUUACUUCUUUGUCACUUUCAUCUCUUUGUUGAGAUGCAAAGGAAAAAGAAUAAGAGGGAUUUCUUUUCUAUAUUUAUGAAAAUAAAGUGAUAGAGAAUGACAUGCGGCGCAGGAUUUUCGAUUGCUGAUUUAAAAGAAUUACAUCACUUCUUGAGACGA
This is a messenger RNA of Rhododendron vialii, 1961 nucleotides long. Its product is annotated as mitochondrial carrier protein MTM1-like. NCBI's taxonomy places the organism in Eukaryota, Viridiplantae, Streptophyta, Magnoliopsida, Ericales, Ericaceae. Gene Ontology annotation, biological process: mitochondrial transmembrane transport. The record is from RefSeq and is a predicted model, not a curated record. The transcript has 10 exons. Bases 369 to 1571 code for a protein of 400 amino acids.